This is a messenger RNA of Mytilus trossulus (common blue mussel), 1846 nucleotides long. RefSeq lists its product as uncharacterized. Gene Ontology annotation, molecular function: zinc ion binding. The transcript has 2 exons. The record is from RefSeq and is a predicted model, not a curated record. The coding region runs from base 69 to 1793 and encodes 574 amino acids. Lineage: Eukaryota; Metazoa; Mollusca; Bivalvia; Mytilida; Mytilidae.
CCGGUGUAAAUUUCUUUUAAAAAAACACACAUGUAUUGAAAAUACACUUGUUAAAGAUUAUUGGUGAUAUGGCUGCUACACGUAAUGUAUUUUGUGGAAUUUGUGAAGCCCGUCAUAUGUCAAAGGCAGCUACUAUUUGGUGUUCUGAGUGUGAUGAAGGAUUAUGCAUCGAAUGUCAUGCCCAUCAUAGUAUCUCAAAAUCGUCGAAGCACCAUGAAGCCAUUUCGAUUGAAAGUUACAAUAAGGUACCAACAACUAUAACAAAAAUCGUCAACUAUUGUAACGAACAUGACAUGAAAUAUACAAAUUAUUGCCCACAUCAUGAAAAGCUUUGCUGUCCUGCUUGUAUUUACUUUGACCAUAAAAGCUGCACUGAUAUUCAGUUACUUCAACACGUACUUAAAACUGCAAAGACGUCGGCUUUGUUAGACUCCAUCGAACUAAGUAUUGAAGACUUAAAAAGUAAUAUUAAGGAUAUAAUAGAAGACCGUCAAAGAAAUAUUUUCAAAAUCCAUGACCAACGAAAGGUAUAUCAGCACGAAGUGAAUCAAAUACGAAAUAAAGUAAACUUUUAUAUAGACACACUGGAACAAAAAAUGCUUAAAGAAAUAGAUGAUGCAGAACACAAAGCAUAUACAGAGAUGAAGAGGUUAAUAGGAAAAUUAUCAGAAAAAACGCAUGUGGCAAAUAACCUUGUACAAAAAAUUUCAGCGAUAAAAAAGUAUGCAUCAGAUUUUCAGUCAUUCAUUGGAAGUAAAUCGAUUGAAGCCGAAGUAGAAGAAGAGGAAAAGUAUUUAAAUUCAUUAACCAAGGAUGGUAGUUUUAAUCAAAUUCGGUUAAAACUGAACAUUGAAACCAAAUUAUCGAACAUAGAAUCCACAAUAGAUUCAUUUGGAACAGUGACUUCAGAAAUAGAACCACCAAGUGUUAUGUUGAAAAGUAGAAAGGUUAAACAAGCUCAAAUUAUGUCAGUUGUUCCACACGUUGUCCAAAAAUCUUUUGAUGAAUUGACACUCUCUCAAAUAUCGCAAUUCUCAGUGCAAGUAAAGAAACGAAAACGACAACAGUCGAAUGAAAUAAGGGGAAUUACUGUUUUACCUAACGGAAGAAUAAUCUUGGCAGACAAUGGGACAUCGAAACUGUAUAUUGUAAAUGACAAUGGUAAACUCUACAAAUUAAUAUCCUGUCCAACAGCUGGGACUGGACCAUUUGACGUCACCUACAUUAAAGACCAUGAAGUGGCGAUAUCACACUCCAGGGGCAUUCAGAUCAUCAACAUUAACUCAGGAACCGUUUUAGAAAGUAUUAAAACUGAUGGAGAGUGUCGAGGAAUAGCACACAACAACGGGACAAUAAUAUGCUGCGUCAAAUCAAAGGGGAUUCAAUGCAUUCAGAUUUCAAACAAGACGAUAUCAACAUUGGUGAAAUAUCACGAAAAUAUUGACCCACUAGGCAUAUCUGUUUAUGGAAACAAAAUUUACGAAACCAGCUAUAAUUACCCUGCCGUUAAUUGUUACACGUUGGAAGGCAAGCGCUUGUGGCAUUUCAUCGCCGAAGAUUUCGAUUUGGUGCAGCCAACAGGAAUAGCGGUAGACAACAAUUCAAACGUAUACAUUGCAUUCCCUUUUUACCAUUCCAUAAUUGUUUUGUCCUCAGACGGAAAAAAGUUUAAAAACAUUCUUACACAUAAAGAUGGAUUGUACCAGCCAAUAGCACUACAUUUUGAUGAAACUAAUAGCACCUUGUUCAUCGCUAACAAAGAACAGCCAAUAUGUCUGUAUCAUGUUCAAUAAAAUAUACGUUAUCACUUUCGUUUUCAUUUACGAAAUGACCCUUUUGUGUAUAU